AUGGCUAUUCUGCGAGAUGAUGUUAAAUACAAUUCAUUUGUCAUAGGGAGUGAUGAGAAUUUGGAGGUUUUGUUCCAUUGUCGUCGGCAGUUUCCCGAGGUUAGGACACCUGAGCUGUUGGCAAAGCUUGUAGAUGUGGUCUCUAGCUCAGGUGGUUCGAACCAGAAUACCCAAACUCCAGCAACGGCAGCCUGUUCUAAUUCAAGACCUGUUGGUGCAUCUUCAUCCGUGCUUGUGAUUGCACCUCAGGAAAUGGUGGUUGCCUCUCCGUCCUUCGCAGUUGAUCUCAACCGUAGUGGUGACGGAAAAGUUUGUAUUAUUGAUAGGGCGCUGGUUUUAUUACAGCGUGUUGCACCGGAUGGUAUAGACGAUGCAUUGCCGGAUGAAGAUGACGCUGAAGAUGUGGAGCCAAACAUCAUUGCAGAUGAUAGCGGUGAUGACAUAGCAGCAAGUAAUCCAGCUGGGGCUAACGGAGUGUCCAGCUUAGGGACUCAGCAGUACCCCCUGCACUUUUCAUCUUUAGACUUGGAUGCCAUGAGACAGGAGGAGGUUCCUGGAAAACUUAUUGGAUUUGGUGCCAGAGAUACUCAGGGUACCGGAGGUCUAUCAGAGUUUCAGGUUGGUCAGCAGUUUCAAGAUAAAGAGGAGGCCGUGUUAAGCGUGAAGACAUAUAGCAUCCGAUGCGGGGUACAGUACAAAGUGGUUGAGUCCGAUUAUUGCAAGUACCUUUUUAAGUUUACGGAAUUUGGCAAUGGGUGUACCUGGUUGAUUCGGAUCAGUCUCCGCCAGCAUAGAGGUAUUUGA
Molecule: messenger RNA, 804 nt
Organism: Arachis stenosperma
Lineage: Eukaryota; Viridiplantae; Streptophyta; Magnoliopsida; Fabales; Fabaceae
Exons: 2
Coding region: 1-804 (267 amino acids)
Source: RefSeq, a predicted model, not a curated record